ACAGAUACGCCACCGUGAUAAAUCGGUCUCUGUCUCGAGGGAGGCGAGAGAAUAACCGAAAGUAGAGUGAUAGCCGGAGGGGGCACUGGCGCAGCCUGCCGCCGCUCUCGCAGUGUGUUGCCGCCUUUACUCGCCGGAGCCCGCGCGCGCGACCCACUCUCACCACUCGUACAACGGAACGCAUGACACUCGACGCCAAGAAUAUAAAUUGUAAAGAAUAAAUAUUGGACCUUUUUAUUUUAUUUUACGCGGGAAUAAUUCGUGAUUUAUGUUCUAAAGUUAAAAAUGCUCUAAUGAUAUCGUAUUAUUGAAGUUUUUCCGUUAUUUGAAGUGAUCGAGUUGCAGUCGAUCAUUAUCGAGAUUGGAGCAAUAAAUAGCUUUCCAGGUGCAUGGUGAGUGUAUGGGCGGUAAAGAUGCGAGCUCUACUCUGUUUGGUGCUCGCCACCACCUGCGUGGUGGCUGAUAAAAAUGAUAACAGACGCAACAAGUUACCGUUCGUCGCUGAUGCCGUCGGAAAUUCACUGCCACCGCCGUCCAACGUACCAGCCACUGUCGGUAGCCCCGUGAAUCUUCUGACACCAGACCGCUACGAGUUCUACACAUUUGACGAAUCUGGAGAACUUGUGAAGAGGCUGAUGACUCUUGAAGAAAUACAAGCAAUCGUCGCUGCAGGAGAAGAAGCUGAAGGCCUAGUAACCUUCGCCAAUGAAAAUCAACCCACAGUUUCCUUCAACAUCAACCAACCGCCUUACACAAAAGUUCAUAGCGUUGUUACUAACGUACAAAAUGUCCUCAAAGCGCAAAUGGAAGCUCAUAAAAACAAACCCAUGCUCCAGCCUACUUUGGACACACCAGACGUCUCUGAUUCCUGGAGUUUGAUUUUACCCUCAAUUUUCGGCAAUACAGGAGUUGAUAUUGUUUUGGACAAAGCGUCUGGGUCUGUCACAACACCAGAAACAGAAACUUUAGAAGAAAAUGUUGAAGACGAAGAAAACUCUCUAAGUAAAGAAGGCACCAACCAAGUCAUUAGUAGUUCUACAACUCAAGUAGAAGAAAAGGUAGUGACUGAGAAAUUACCAGCAACGGUGGAAUCUAAAGAAGAGCCAGAACCGACCACCACGACAAGUACAACUACCACAACUACGACCACUACAACUACAACACCGAAACCAACAACUACAACUCGUAAACCAACAACUACGACCCGUAGACCUACAACAACGACGCGUAAACCUACAACAACUACUCGUAAACCUACAACUCGUAAGCCUACGACUACUGAAAAAGCAACUACUACAACAACAACAACAACUACGACGACGACAACUGAAAAACCAACAACAACCACUACUACAACUAAACAACCCACAACUACUACUACUUCUAAAAAACCUACAACUACAACUAAGGCUCCAACUACCACUACCACUACUACCAAAAGACCAACUACUUCUACAACCACUAAUAAAAAACCGACUACAAUAAAUGCUGAAACCAAAAUAAGCUCUACCGCUACCACAGCUGAAGUUACAGCAAGCCCUCGUCCGACAACCACAGCCACUAAACAAACUACAUCUAAACCAGUUAUUACAACUACAAAAGUAACUACAGCUAAGCCAGAAGUUACAACAAAGAAACAUAGUGUAAGCGUUUUGCCUGAUAAAGAACCUGAAAAUGCCAAAGUCCAAAUUCAGCCAAACGCCAAUGCAGUUUCAUCAACAGAAAAAAAUGAAAUCGAAUUUGAAAGAAUCAGCACCUUCAUUCCAGUGUCUACUGUCGAAUAUAUAACUGAUCGAACUACGCGCAAACCAGAAGUAGUUUCUAGUACUACAAAACGAUCUGUGCCAACGACUACAACUACAGAAAUUCCAAAAAUUGAAACACUGGCAACUACUAAUAAGCCGGUUAUCAGUACAACAAACUACAUUUUAAGCACAGUUAAAGAUCAAGAACAAGAAAAAUUAAAUGUUACUACUAUUACAACUCAGUCUGUAUCACCCUCAACCACAGUAUCGUCUACAGAAAUCGCAUCUGCUGACAAUCUGAGUGAAAUGGAAAAUAAUCCUUCAGAAAAUGAGGAAUAUGAUAAAGAACCUGAACCAUUGCUUCCUAUGUUUGAUGUUGCUCAAAGUAUUAGUCAAAUAGCAUCUGAUCUUGGUGGAGGCUUUCAACCGCUCCCAACGACAAACAAUUUAUUAGAUACAACUAAAGUAAAUGUUUUUGAUUUAGAGAGUAAAGAAGUUUUGGAUAUGGACAUACCAUCUGGUAGUGGAAAUGAAACUGAAGUUAAAUCAACUACAGCUCCCGAUACUAAUAAUGAUAAUUUUGUUAAAAUAUCCACCCUUGACCCCCAUGAUAAAAAUGAAGAUAAAGAAAAUACCAAAGAAAAAGAAAAUGAAAAUACAUUUAAAGAAGUGCCGCCAAAGGAAACUGAAAAAUCAACAACUGAAACUAAAAAAUCGGAACCAACAAAAACCACAAGUAACGAUAAUGAUAAAAAUAACAUAAUUAUCAAUAAUAUCCAAAAAGUAGAGUUAUUUACCACAACUGAGGCUGCCAUUGAAUAUAGUACCAUUGAUCCAAUUUUGAGCGAGUCCAUGGGUGAUUUAUUGUCUCAGGUAGCAAAUGAAGCACCACAAUCGAUAGUUAAUUCUGAAACGUCUUCCGAAAAAGAUACUAAAGUUACAACAACUGAGGAAAGUUCGGAUAUUACGACAAAAGAUUCUAUACUUAGUAUCGAUACAACUUCAGAAAUAUCUAAUAAAGUGAAAAAAGAAACAAGUUCCACUACUGAGGCAUCAGUAAUUUCAACCACAAAUGCAGAUGAAACAAAGAUAGAAAAUGUAAAAAGUGAGAUCGCUAGUGUGUCAUUAGAUGAGAAUAAGAAUGAAAUAACUAAAGUUCAAGAUCAAAAGCCAUCCACUGCAAAACCUGUCGAAAGUAAGAAAGAGGAAAAUAAAUCCGACGAAAAAGUCGAUGAUGAUAAUAAUAAUAAUUUUGUUCAAAUCUCAGUUUCAUCUGAUAAUAAAAAUAAAGUAGAACAAGUUACUUCUGAAAACAAAAAUAAACUAGAUAAACCAGUCAACAAUAAAGACGACAUGAAGACGAUCAAUAAAGAUAACACAAAGUCUGAUGUGAACAUUGUAAAAGAAAAUGAUGAGAAAGUCAAAAUACAAAAUGAAAAGGAAACCAAAAAUGGUAACAAAACUGUAGAGGCAAGUAAAAACGACGAAAAGGCUAUUUCAAAUGAAGAAAUAACUACGUCAUCAUCUACUGCAGAAACGACCUCAUCAACGACUCCUACUCCAUCAAAAAUAAGCCAGUCCAAGUUCAAUAAAAUUAAUCUUGGCGAUAAAUCUAGUACAAUUAAAAAAGAUAAACUUCCCGAACCAUUACCAAAAGUAGAUGACUUUAAGAAGAAAAUACAAAAGGUGAAUAUUGAAGAAGAAGAGUUAGUCAGUGAAAGAAACAGUUCGUGGAAACUGAUACCUACACUUUCUCCUCCAAAAGCCAAUGAGAUUCCCAAGGACAAAAUUAAAUCUGAAAACCAUUACGUACCAGAUAACAACGAGAACAAAGAUAUUGUUUUGGAAUUUUCUACAGAAAACCAGGGACUAGAAGUAACUACAAAAGACUUAGGUGAAGAUAUAGCUCGGUUUUCGGAAUUAUCCAACGAACUAGCGUUUAGAUUCUGGAACGUUAUGAUUGAUGACAUCGACAAAAAGAGAAGUUUUGUUUUAUCUCCCUAUUCUAUUUUCUCAAUGUUAGCCAUGAUCUUCAUGGGGGCUAGAGGAGCAACAUCUGGAGAAAUGAACGAGAUCCUCAAAUUAGACGAUAUGGUUACAUUCAACCCACAUUUCACGUUGAAAAACAUUUCUGACUCGAUUGAAACAACUCCAGAAUCAGGAGUAGCUGUUUCGGCAUUUAUUCGAGAACUUUACAGCGAUAGGAAUAAGGGAAAAAUCCUGACUUUCUACAAAGAAAGGGCUCAACACUUUUAUAAUGGCCAUGUUGAGGAGAUAAACUUUAAAUUGAUUAGCGACAUAAUUAGGAGAAGGACCAACCUUCUUGUCAAGAGGUAUACUUGGGGCAAGAUUCCAGAGUACAUGAAGACCAACAACAUCGUGAUGCAGCCACCAUUAGCUGCCUUUACUGCCAAUAUUUUCGAGACUGACUGCUCGGGCACCUCAGUGGAGGGUCGGGAUGGAGAGAUGUACUUCGUCGUGUCUCCCAACGUACGUCAACGUCGCCUCGUUCCAGUGCCAGCCGUGGUUUACAAGAGAGGAUUUUUAGCUGGAUACGAUCCAGUCCUCGACGCAACAGCAGCCGCAUUAGGAAAUACUAACUCCAUUAUCAGCACACUCUUCUUAAUGCCUGGUCAACAAGGAAACGUUGUACAUGCCGAUGACUUAGAAAAACUUGAACAAAGACUUUUGGAUGCUGUGCCGACUACUCCUACAUGGAAUCGAGUCUUACGUACAUUACUUCCUCGCACUGGCUUGGAACUUCAAAUACCAAGAUUCUCACACAAAUCAACUUUCAACGUAUCAAUGAGCCUGAAAAAGAUGGGACUUAAAGACUUAUUUGAUGGAGAGCAUGCUGAUCUAGGUGGCUUGAAUGGACCUUCGAAGGAUCUUUAUUUGUCGGACAUGGUUCAGUUGAACACAUUCGUUACUUGCGGCGAAGAUGGAAUAGGAGAACAACAUCAUAUUGAAGAGUAUCCCGAGACCUUAAGUGUAGCACAGAGACGCCGUGCUAGAUGGUUGAACGAUUGGGAUGAGCCUAGAGACUACCAGAGAGCGUUCCACGACCCACACGAUGUCGGUGAUGCGAUGCAUUUACCUCUGCAUCUGAGGCCAAGACAGGCGCGUCUACCAUCGAGGAGUGCACUGCCAGCUCGUCUAAAAUUCGAUCGACCCUUCCUCUACUUCGUGAGACACAACCCAUCGGGUAUGAUAUUGUACUUUGGAAGGUACAACCCUCGGCUUCUCCCUUGAAGGCGUUACAAAGACUGUUAGCUUAGUUUAAACAACAUUCCUAAAAGGAAAGUGAUAAGGGAAUACUGGUGCGUGUGAUAAUGAAAGUUGUUUUAUGAGCAUUUACGUGACAGUAUUAAUAAGUGUAUCAGCAGAGUAGGCUCGUUAAACGGUACAAUGAGCAUUGUACAGCUGGACGUACGCUACUCUGUCUCAUAUCAUGUGUGUAUAAAGGAAUGCUAAUGAUGAAUUAUUGUUGAAUGUAUGCAUAAAUUGUACUGUAAUAGCGAAUAAUUAAGUAGUGUAAUUAAGUAAGUUAGCGUGGAAUAUUGUCAUUUCACUGUCUUUAGUUUCAAUUAUUAGAAUAAAUCCGAUGUUUUGAGUA
Spodoptera litura is the source of this 5361-nucleotide messenger RNA. RefSeq lists its product as uncharacterized. The record is from RefSeq and is a predicted model, not a curated record. Gene Ontology annotation, molecular function: serine-type endopeptidase inhibitor activity. Lineage: Eukaryota; Metazoa; Arthropoda; Insecta; Lepidoptera; Noctuidae.